CCUAGUUCCAACACGCACGCGAGUUGCUGACCGUGCUGCGUCCCUAUUAAAAUCUACACGGAUCUGACGCUGGAGCAGGUCGGACGUCAAUCAGUCUCCGUCAAGGGUGCAUCACAGUUAAACAAGGAGUGUCGCAUAUCCUUACAACUGAAAACUGAGAACAUGGCUGAUGCAUUGGAAGAUCAGACAGGUAUAUCACAGAGGAUACUCCCUUAAUGAUAUAUACGGUAGCAUUGUCUCUUAAACCAUCCAUCCAACAUGAAACAGGGAGGGGAAUCAGACCUCCACCCAUAUGUCAAUGGUAAUUCUACAGCAGGUGCUCGUGGAUCGACCCCUGGAAACUUACAGGGAGAGUCUGACAACACAGAGAGGAAUUCCUCAAGGGUACAUGCAACUUGUGUCUCCAAUACCCAAGGCCUGGACUUUGUCCCGCCAGACAGGGGGUGGGGCUGGGUCGUGUGUGCAACGUGCUUCUGGGUGAACGGCAGCGUCAUGGGGACAGUCAACACCUUCGGCAUCCUCUACAACCAUAUGAGGGAGCUGAAUGCCCCUGGGGACGAGGGUGUGUCUCUCAAGACGUCUUUCAUCGGUUCGUGCAUGAACGGGGUCAUGUUCUUCAUGUGUUGUGUGUCCGGCAUACUCUGUGACGUCAUCGGAUUACGUCACACGGCUCUGAUUGGCGGUGUUCUCUGCGUGUCGGGGUUUCUCUCGAGCGCCUUCGUGACCCAGCUGGAACUGCUUUACCUCACCUAUGGGGUAAUCCUCGGGAGCGGCUUUGGCCUCGUCUUCUCUCCAAUGGUGGCCAUUACAGGGCAUUAUUUCAAGAAAAACCUCGGCCUUGUCAACGGCAUUGUCACCUUUGGCGCGUCGGCCUUCACCGUCGCAAUGUCGUUCUCUCUACCCUACAUACUUGGCUACUUCGGACUUAAGGUGACCUUGAUAUGUUAUGCUGGCCUUGGAGUGACCUUGACCUUGUGUACAGUUGCAUGGAAACCUCUGAUCACGCGAGAAUAUUUAAGUCAUAGCAGUACCAACGGGAGCACAAGUCAUUUGAAGAGGUGUUUAAGUUUCAUGUCUUGGAAAGUCUUGAACGGACGUGUUUGGAAGAACAGACAGUUCGUCACGUGGUGUAUUGUUCUGUCCGUCAGUCGGUUUGGUUACCUAGAGCCGUACUUCCACAUGGUCAACCACGUGGCCUAUAUUCUACCGGGUACCCAUGUCAGUAUUCUCAUCACCAUCAUGGCGGCCGUGUCGGGUGUGUUCAAACUCGUGGUGGGGAAGUUAUCCGACUUGUUAAGCCAAUACAGGAUAUAUCUCCAGCAGGGGGCGCUAUUUGUCUAUGGCGUCAUCGUCAUCUGCAUUCCAUUCAACCACACCUUCCCAGGGUUCAUUGUAAUCGCCGUCGCUCUAGGAUUGGCGGACGCUGUUAUAAUGGUUUUGUUUGGACCAAACGCUAUCGAUCUGGUCGGGGCCGGAAAUGCUUCCCAGGCAAUUGGAUUUUCCUCCCUCCUCUCUAUUCCGACAUUCCUGUCAGCACCCGUUAUUACAGGCGCCAUGCACGACCAGCUAAAGUCCUACAACCCUGGCUUCCACUUGACAGGGGCGAUAACUCUGGUCGCAUCUAUCUUUAUGUUCCUGGUGAAGAGUCCAUUUCAAAGGCAACUUAGAGUGUACAAGAUCACUCCAACUAAGCCUCAGCCAAUCAGCCAUGGUCCAGUGUCACGUGACGAGGGUUCUGGAAACGUCAAUGGCGGCGUUCUAAACGAGGGUUUCACCGAAGAUGGCGUCUGUGGCCAAGACAGUGUUCAAACUAGGUUGUAGUGGCAGAAGAAAGUGUUCAACCUAAGUUGUAAUGGCUGCAGAAAAUAUUCAGACAAGGUAGUAAUGGAAGAAAGUAGGUUGUACGAUGAAGGUUGCUGCGGUAUGUACUGUAUCUUACCCCCAGCCACACUUACUGCAAUACUGCUCAACAGCCAAAACAUUUAUUCGAACGUCCAUCUUACAACCAUCCUUCUUGUGGAUCCAGGACCAUUACAGCUUACACGUUGUGUCCUUGACACUUAAAACAGAUGGUUGAGUGAGCAGAAAGAGUUCCAAAGCUUGUGAAUUCUGGGCUCAGAUCUCAGACAGUAGUGUAUGUGGAGAGAGCUUAAAGACCCUGUCAACAGAUGUGCUUAGUUCGAGCUUCACAACUUGUGUUAUGGACCCUGUCAACAGACGUUUGUGUAGAGACAGCUUCACAACUUGUGUUAUGGACCCUGUCAACAGAUGUUUGUCUGUAGAGACAGCUUCACAACUUGUGUGUCCAGGACCCUGACAACACAUAUUUGUGUGUAGAGACAGCUUUACAACUUGUGUGUCCUGGACUGACAACAGAUAUUUGUGUGUAAAGACAGCUUCACAACUUGUGUGUCCAGGACUGACAACAGAUGUUUGUCUGUAGAGACAGCUUCACAACUUGUGUGUCCAGGACCCUGACAACAGAUGUUUGUGUGUAGAGACAGAUUCACAACUUGUGUGUCCAGGACCCUGACAACAGAUAUUUGUGUGUAGAGACAGAUUCACAACUUGUGUGUCCAGGACCCUGACAACAGAUGUUUGUGUGUAGAGACAGCUUCACAACUUGUGUGUCCAGGACCUGACAACAGAUAUUUGUGUGUAGAGACAGCUUCACAACUUGUGUGUCCAGGACCCUGACAACAGAUGUUUGUGUGUAGAGACAGCUUCACAACUUGUGUGUCCAGGACCCUGACAACAGAUGUUUGUGUGUAGAGACAGCUUCACAACUCGUGUGUCCAGGACCUGACAACAGAUGUUUGUAUGUAGAGACAGCUUCACAACGUGUGUGUCCAGGACCCUGACAACAGAUGUUUGUGUGUAGAGACAGCUACACAACUUGUGUGUCCAGGACCCUGACAACAGAUGUUUGUGUGUAGAGACAGUUUCACAACUUGUGUGUCCAGGACCUGACAACAGAUGUUUGUGUGUAGAGACAGUUUCACAACUUAUGUGUCCAGGACCUGACAACAGAUGUUUGUGUGUAGAGACAGCUUCGCAACUCGUGUGUCCAGGACAUUGACAAAAGAUAAGUUUGUGUGCAGAGAAUUGUUAUACCCACUGAUGUGAAUAUUUCCUGCUAUACACUAAAUAUUCUUCUUAAUACUCAUUGAUGUUAACAUUUCCAGUUUUAAUCAAAGAUAUUAUAUCCUGUUUUAACAUUAUGAUAAUGAUAUUCCUGUUAUCCUCAUUGAUAUACUCAAUGACAAUAAUAAUAAUUCCUGUUAUACUCAAUGACAAUAAUAUUCCUGUUAUACUCAGUGACAGUAAUAUUCUUGUUAUGCUCAAUGACAAUAAUGUUCCUGUUAUACUCAAUGACAAUAAUAUUCCUGUUAUUCUCAAUGACAAUAAUAUUCCUGUUAUAGUCAAUGACAAUAAUAUUCCUGUUAUACUCAAUGACAAUAAUAUUCCUGUUAUACUCAGUGACAGUAAUAUUCCUGUUAUUCUCUGUGACAAUAAUAUUCCUGUUAUA
Molecule: messenger RNA, 3529 nt
Organism: Haliotis rubra (blacklip abalone)
Lineage: Eukaryota; Metazoa; Mollusca; Gastropoda; Lepetellida; Haliotidae
Product: monocarboxylate transporter 10-like
Exons: 5
Coding region: 259-1821 (520 amino acids)
Biological process (GO): transmembrane transport
Molecular function (GO): monocarboxylic acid transmembrane transporter activity
Source: RefSeq, a predicted model, not a curated record